AUGCUUAUAAAGAUAAUUUAUUUGAUGAUAAUUAUAUUUUUAAAAAUUGGUUCAUUUAAAAAUAUCAAAGAAAAAAAAAAAUUUUUUUUUUUUUUUUUAUUAAAAACAAAAAAUAAUUAUAGUUUAAAGAAAAAAUUCAUUCUUAACAGUGUAAAAGGAAUAAGAACAUUUGACUCUAAAAACUAUCAAAGAAGAGAAUACUUAUUUAAAAUAUGGAAAAACAUAUCCAAAAGCUUUGCAUAUGAUUUUUAUGAUUUACCAAUAUUAGAAAAUUAUGAUAUUUUUAGAAAAAGUAAUAUUAAUGAGUCCUAUGAUUUCGUAAAAAAUAAUAGACAUUUAAUAUUACGACCAGAAAUAACACCUCAAUUAAUUAAUUAUUUAUUUUUUAAGAAAAAUAAAUUAAAAGAGAAAAACACCAAUCAUGAUAAUAAUUCUCAAAAUUAUAAAAAGAACUAUUUAUUACAAAAUUUAAAAAAAGUGUUUAAAAUGUGCACUAUUGGUCAAUGCUUUCGAUAUGAAAAAAUGUCAAGAUGUAGAAAACGAGAACAUUAUCAAUGGAAUAUGGAUAUAAUAGGUAUAGAUAAUAUAAGUGCAGAAAUAGAAAUUUUCACUAUUUUAAUUUCUUUUUUUCAUUAUAUUAAAUUAAUUCAUAAUGACAUAGUAUUUAAAAUUAAUGAUAAAAAAAUUAUACAUUACAUUAUAUUUAAAAUUUUUAAAAAAUCUUUUGAUUUUUCAUACAAUCGUACUCAACUAGAAAUAAAGAAAAUAUUACACACAUUAGAUAAAUUUCAUAAAAUCAAUAAUUAUUCUUUCAAGUUGUUAUUAAUAAAAAAAUGCCCAUAUUUAAAAAAAAGAGAUAUACAACUCUUUAAUAAUGUAAUUCAUAAUAUUACUACCCUAAAUCAAUUAGAAGUGUAUCUAAAUUUUAACACUAGCAUAUAUAAUGAUUUAAAAAAUUUACUUUCAUAUUUUCAAAAAUUAAAUUUACAUCCUUUUUUUCAAAUAGAUACAACAAUUGUAAGAGGAUUAGAUUAUUAUAAUAAUAUAAUUUUUGAAAUAUUUUAUAAACAUAAAAAUUACAGAGCUAUAUGUGGAGGUGGCCGAUAUGAUUUUUUCUUAGAUGGAAAGAAAAUCUUUGCAGUUGGUUUUGCUAUGGGUGAUAUAGUAAUAUCAGAAAUUCUUUUCAAAAAUUUCAUGAAAGAAACCAACUUACAUAAAAAUAUAAAUGUUGUUUCAUUCUUUCCUUUUAUCGUAAAAGAAAAUAUAGAAGAUAUACAUAAAGAAUAUUAUAGCAUUCUAAAUAUUUUAAGAAAUAAUAAUGUAAAAGUAUAUUCAUUAUUACAAAAUAAUUUAAAACUAUCUAAGGCAUUGAAAAAAGCGAAUUCCUUAAAUCCUGAUUAUUUUUUAUUUUUUCAAGAAAAAGACAAUAUAAUUUUCUUAAAAAAUUUGAAAACAAGAAAACAAAUAGCUGUUAACUCACAAAAUAUUUUAUCUGCUUAUAAUAAUUUUUAG
Messenger RNA from Plasmodium gallinaceum, 1512 nucleotides. Its product is annotated as histidine--tRNA ligase, putative. Gene Ontology annotation, biological process: histidyl-tRNA aminoacylation. Gene Ontology annotation, molecular function: histidine-tRNA ligase activity. The record is from RefSeq and is a predicted model, not a curated record. The transcript has a single exon. Gene Ontology annotation, cellular component: cytoplasm. NCBI's taxonomy places the organism in Eukaryota, Apicomplexa, Aconoidasida, Haemosporida, Plasmodiidae. The coding region runs from base 1 to 1512 and encodes 503 amino acids.